Miscanthus lutarioriparius is the source of this 1974-nucleotide messenger RNA. Lineage: Eukaryota; Viridiplantae; Streptophyta; Magnoliopsida; Poales; Poaceae. The record is from the annotation of a GenBank genome assembly.
AUGGCCUCCUCUCCCCUCCACCUCUUCCUCCUCCUUCCCCUGCGCCUCCUCUUCCUCCUCCUCCUCCUGCUCGCCGCGGCCAAACCCGUCCUCGAGAACGGUUACACGGUCACCACCUUCGCCGACCUGAACCCGCUCCCGGCCUCUGGGCCGUACCCCUACGCGAUCCUCCCGCGGCUCCACGCUGGCGACCUCCUCCUCCUCGACUCCGCCGGAUCCGCGCUCUACACCCUCUCCUCCUCCUCCUCCCCGGCGAGCCGCGCAGGCUGGCGAGGGGCAAGCGGGCUCCGGGUUCGACGACGGCGACGCCGCCUUCGACCGCCCGCGCAGCGUCGCCGUCGAUGCCGUCGACAACGUCUACGUCGCCGACCAACGCCACGGCGCCGUCCGCAAGGUUAUACUACUACGAUUGCCGGAGGCCUCUCAUCAGGGCAUGGUCACAGGGAUGGACUGGCACAGAAUGCUACUUUCUCGGCAGAUUUUGAGCUUGUUUAUGUCCCCAAAAUUUGUGCCCUGUUAGUAGCUGACAGAGGAAAUCGAAUGGUUAGACAAAUCAAUCUAAAGCCAGAAGAUUGUGCACAUGAAAAACAGUCAGGCUUGGGAACUACAUCGGUGUCGGUCAUUGCAAUAUUGUGUGCAUUGCUCGGUUCAAUUAUCGGGUUCUUAGUUCGUCAUUUUUACCCUGUCAAUGAAGUCUCCAUCAACCACUUUUUCAGCAGGAUACAGAAGCAGUUCCUGAGGACACAGAGGAAGGCAACUCUGAUCAGCUUCUGCGACAUAAAAAGCGCAGUUGCUAGCUCCAUGGGCUACACCCUCCUGCUUAGACUGAUCAGACUUGGCCGUGGCUAUCUAGCCAUGGUGUUCCCUAGUGUUAGCUCCCUUCCUCCUACUGGGCAACUGGGGGAUCUGAUAAGCUUUGCUGGAGAUGCCGGUGAUAAGGAGGGUAGUGGUAAUGCCAAUAGUCAGGAGGGUAAGGUGCCAUCUUAUGAGGGUGACUUGAUGGGUCUUCUCUACAUCCCACCUGGCAGCGUUAAGAAAAUUGAUCACAUGAUCGAGACCAACCUAUCCGGCUUUUCAAGCCAUGUGAAUCGUCGUAGAUUAACUGUUAGUGGUUGUAGUAUUGACAAUAUGUCAAACAAUCGAAUAGGCGGUCACUCAACGAGCAUGGAAAAAGAUGACAAAUAUACCGAACGUAGUGGUGGACAAUUCGACACUGAUGUACCAAUGUCCAAAGUACCCGUGACAGAUAGUACUUUCGAAGAGGACUUUGGCACCUCCAGUGAUUCAUGCCAAGGUGCCUGGAGUAAUCUGAGUAAACAAGUUGUUUCGAAUUUAUCUGAAAGUGUUGUCUCGCUGGCUUCAUUCAAUGGAGGUGAAUUGAACUGUGCGUGCACAGGCAUGAUUGUCACUUACGCACAAGGUUUUGUAAACAUCCUGACUUCAGCAGAUCUGCUUAGAUCUCGUCAUGAUUCCAACAAUUUUUCUUCCAGUAUGAGGAUUAAAGUGUAUUUUCCAAAUGGGCAAGAAGGCAGGGGUUUUCUGAGACACUAUGAUUUGGAUUACAAUGUUGCUUAUAUGCAAGCCAAAUCUUUUCCUGGUCUUCAAGAAGUAUUUCUCGGUCCUCAAUUGCAAAUUGGGCCUCACAGCCAGGUAGUAGCUGGCUUCAAGUCUGGCAAAUUAUUGGCUGCAGCUGGGAUAGUGACUGAUGUGCCGACUGAGAAGUAUAUGACCUCUACGUGCAAAAUCACUAGGUGUGGACUUGGAGGGCCUCUUGUUGAUUUUGAAGGGAACUUUGUUGGCAUGAACUUUUAUAACUCGGAAGGGAAUACAUUCCUACCAAGGAACAAAAUUCAAAAAAUGCUUGAGUGUAAUCUUGUACACUGUAUACUUAAAUCUAUACAUAUUCAAAUUCAAAUUCUGAGCCAGAUCGGGAUUGAGGCUAGUGUUGGAAAGUACUUCAUCAAGCACAAUUAA